AUGACUAGGACAACCGAGUCAAAGAAUGGCGAGCAGAAGGAAAGGAAGAAACCUGGCAGAGUUCCAUGCGAGACCUGCGUAAAACGUGGUUGUGCCGGAAUAUGUCCUAGUGGAUCAUUGACAGCAGGAAAGGGCAAUCGCCUUGUUCUCGCGAACACAGAGGAGUUACACAACAAAAUUGAAGUCAUGUCAGUGCGCAUACGUGAACUUGAGGAAACGCUUCGCCAAAUGCACUCUGAAGCAUCUGAUCUACCGCACCCGCUGCUGUCAGACACCAUUACAGCCAUUUCAAAUGACAGUCCGGAAUCCAGCUCAAGCAGCGACUUUCCAGAACGACGGCCCCAAUCUUCGAACAAGGCUGAUGCUGAUUCUGUCAUAGAUGCAUUUGGCACGCUCACCAUUGGCACUCGUGGAGAAACUAUUUUUAUGGGCGGCACUGCCCGUUCAGAACCGCCUCUGAAACAACAACCAAAGCCUCCUUUUUCUGAAACAUUUCCCCGACUUUCGAAACAGAUCCUCGAUGCUUGGUUGCCUGGUUCUGACAGUGUCCCGUUUGAUAAUGGCCUUUGGAAACCUGUUUAUUCAUAUCUGCCUCCAUUAUCGGAGGCGGUCCGCCUUAGCGAGAUUUACCUUGAAUGGGGUAAAGUCUUGUGGACUCCCCUGACACGAUCGGAGCUUUUCGAUAAUAUACUUGGAAGUGUUUAUCGUGCAAAGUCAUACUUGUUCAUCGGAUUAGCUGUAAAACUUGGCUAUAGGGUUCAUCUUUCCAGUGCCAGGUGGAAGCUCAGCGAUGCUGUUGCUCAAAAACGUAGUUCCGUCUUUUGGCAAAUGUUCAUGUUGGACACCUGGAUUAGCUUCUACGCCGGCCGCCCACCGAACGUCUCUCCCGAUUGGAUCGACACUCCGUACCCAAAUGAUGAUUUUGCGGUAGUUAACGAUAAAGGGGAAAAAGAGAUGAGUGGGCACAUGUGGUCGUGGCAAUUUUCGCGGCUCCUGCACCACGUCAUGGUCACUGCAUUUGGAGCUAAAACACCCACCUACAGCACCAUUCUCGAACUCGAUCGAAAGAUUCGCGAUUUCCCUGUCCCACCUCAUCUACAGCCCCGCUGUGAUGGAAACGGAACUCUCCCAAAUGCCGCUAUCCUCACGCAAGUCCAGAUGUCCAUUCUACUUACAAAUAAAGAAACUACGUUGUUAAAUAUCCAUCGACGAUACUUUACACAAGCUUUGGAGGACCAGCCCAGUGACCUCCUGAAGCAUAAGUAUGGCCCCUCGGUCAUGGCGAUGUAUCGCUCUGCGUGGCGAGUGAUAGAAGGUCACUCGCAUGCAGUUAGGAGGAUUCCCCAAGCGAUUGAGCGGUUGGGUCUUUUCUGGUCACACGCUUUGUCCGCCGCUAUCGUCAUGUGCAUGAUCGUCAACCGUGCUCCUCAAUCAAACAUAGCGUCUUCUUCAUUGCGCGAGCUGGAUGUUGUCUACGAUGUGUUUCAAAAGUCAGCGCCAACCUCAAAACCUGCCGCUGUGCUCCUCGACUCAAUAACAAAAAUCUGGAAAAAAGGCCACGACGCUGUCGAUCGCCCUCUUUAUGACGAUCAGUCCAGCUUAUCCCGCGCCGAGCUCGAUCGCCUUGGCGGCGGCAAAACCCAUCUGAUAUCCAAGACGAGCCCUCGAUCCAGCGCCUCGCCACCGUCUGCCCAUUCCUCACCAUCAGAAGCCGAAUCAAGCGGCUCGUCCCAGCCGAGCAGACAAUUCACAUGGGAUGGACAGGGCGUCGGGUUCGAUAUACACCCGCGCAUCAUGCAAGACAUGCGCGUCUUUGACAAGUUUGAGCCAUCACCAUUCACUGCGGGCGGCUCUUUUGACUCGUCUGAGUCUUUCUUCCAGGCGAUGAGUGACGUGCAGUUUAGCGGGUCGAGUGUGUAUGGGGCGGAGAUUUAUAGUGGACAGCCGCAGGUGCUGAAUACGUUUCAUCCGGCGCACCCGUAUGGCGUGUCGAAUGGGAUACAGGAGGCGCCGGUGCUGGAUGCGGCGUGGCAGAGCUUUGUGGAGCAGCUGGGAUUUUGA
Molecule: messenger RNA, 2061 nt
Organism: Suillus subalutaceus
Lineage: Eukaryota; Fungi; Basidiomycota; Agaricomycetes; Boletales; Suillaceae
Exons: 14
Coding region: 1-2061 (686 amino acids)
Biological process (GO): DNA-templated transcription
Molecular function (GO): zinc ion binding; DNA binding
Source: RefSeq, a predicted model, not a curated record